AUGGCGAACAGCACUACUCCAGCUCUGAAGGUUUUGACAGCUGCUGGUCCUGCUGGGAGAAGUAGCCCAGAGGGUUCCCAAGUUCUCACUAAAAAGAAACUACAGGAUCUGGUCAGAGAAAUUGAUCCAAAUGAGCAGCUGGAUGAAGACGUGGAGGAGAUGCUGCUGCAAAUUGCUGAUGACUUCAUUGAAAGUGUAGUGACUGCUGCCUGUCAACUGGCACGCCAUCGCAAAUCCAACACCCUGGAGGUGAAAGAUGUUCAGUUACAUCUAGAGCGCCAGUGGAACAUGUGGAUUCCUGGUUACGGCUCAGAUGAGAUACGGCCAUUUAAGAAAGCUUGCACCACAGAGGCACAUAAACAGAGGAUGGCACUGAUCCGCAAGACAACCAAAAAGUAG
Messenger RNA from Knipowitschia caucasica, 399 nucleotides. Lineage: Eukaryota; Metazoa; Chordata; Actinopteri; Gobiiformes; Gobiidae. The record is from the annotation of a GenBank genome assembly.